Molecule: messenger RNA, 2202 nt
Organism: Mesoplodon densirostris (Blainville's beaked whale)
Lineage: Eukaryota; Metazoa; Chordata; Mammalia; Artiodactyla; Ziphiidae
Gene: INSC
Product: INSC spindle orientation adaptor protein
Exons: 14
Coding region: 126-1949 (607 amino acids)
Biological process (GO): establishment of mitotic spindle orientation; regulation of asymmetric cell division; asymmetric cell division
Cellular component (GO): apical cortex
Molecular function (GO): protein binding; cytoskeletal adaptor activity
Source: RefSeq, a predicted model, not a curated record
GCCUGGCACUGGGUGGUGUGCUGGUGGGUUGGUGCGGGUGACGGGUUUGUACCUUCCCAGGUAAAUGCCACCUCAAAAAGGGCCCCGACCGCUGUGGGCAGGCUUUGCUGCAGAUUGGCGUCAACAUGAUGGCGCUGCCUGGAGGCCGUCACCUGGACUCCAUCCCCCUGCCGGGUCAGCGGCUGCACCUGAUGCAGGUGGAUUCGGUCCAGCGCUGGAUGGAGGACCUGAAGCUCAUGACGGAGUGUGAGUGCAUGUGUGUCCUGCAGGCAAAGCCCAUCAGCCUGGAGGAGGAUGCACAGGGUGACCUCAUCCUGGCAGGCGGUUCUGGCCCUGGAGACCCCCUGCAGCUGCUGCUCAAGCGGGGUUGGGUCAUCAGCACUGAGCUGCGUAGGAUCGGGCAGAAGCUGGCCCAGGACCGCUGGGCACGCGUCCAUAGCAUGAGCGUAAGACUGACCUGCCACGCCCGUUCCAUGGUCAGCGAGUACAGCGCUGUCAGCAGGAGCUCCUCGCAGGAGAUGGGCCAGAUUGAAAAGCUGCUAAUGGAGAAGUGCUCAGAGCUGUCAGCGGUCACAGAGAGGUGCCUCCAGGUUGAGAAUGAGCACAUCCUGAAGUCGAUGAAGGCCUGUGUGAGUGAGAGUCUGAGCACGCUGGGCCAGCACUUUGGCCAGCUGCUGGAGCUGGCCCUGACCCGGGAGGUGCAGGCACUGGUGAGAAAAAUCGAUGCCUCGGACAAUAUCUACACCACAGAAUCCACCACAGGGAACCUGUUCAGCCUGACCCAGGAGGGGGCUCCCUUGUGCCGCAUCAUAGCCAAGGAGGGUGGGGUCGUGGCGCUCUUCAAGGUCUGCCGGCAGGACAGUUUCCGGUGCUUGUACCCCCAGGCGCUCCGCACGCUGGCCUCCAUCUGCUGCGUGGAGGAGGGUGUCCACCAGCUGGAGAAGGUGGAUGGCGUUCUGUGCUUGGCCGACAUCCUGACGGACGACAGCCACUCAGAAGCCACGCGGGCUGAGGCUGCGGCUGUGGUCGCCCAAGUCACCUCCCCACACCUGCCCUUCACCCAGCACCUCAGCAGCUUCCUGGAGAGCAUGGAGGAGAUCGUGACAGCUCUCGUUAAGCUGUGCCAAGAGGCCUCGUCUGGGGAAGUCUUCCUGCUGGCCUCUGCGGCCCUUGCCAACAUCACCUUCUUUGACACGAUGGCCUGUGAGAUGCUCCUGCAACUGAAGGCCAUCCGCGUCCUCCUGGAGGCCUGCAGCGACAAGCAGAGAGUAGACACGCCUUACACCCGGGACCAGAUUGUGACCAUCUUGGCAAACAUGUCUGUCCUAGAGCAGUGUGCCUCUGACAUCAUUCAGGAGAACGGGGUGCAGCUUAUCAUGGGCCUGCUGUCUGAGAAGCCAAGGUCUGGGACCCCCGCCGAGGUGGCAGCCUGCGAGCGAGUCCAGCAGAAGGCUGCAGUGACCCUGGCCCGUCUCAGCCGAGACCCAGAUGUGGCACGGGAGGCCGUGCGGCUGAGUUGUAUGUCCCGCCUCAUUGAACUCUGUCGCUCACCCUCCAAGAGGAACAACAGUGAUGCCGUGCUGGUGGCCUGCCUGCUCAUCCCAUUUCUGGGAGCUCCUGACAGGCAUUGUAUGGUGGUAGGAGCAGCAGGCAUUACAGUCAGACACACCUGUCUUGGUUUUACCAUUAAUGAGCUGUGUGACAUUGGGCUGCUCUGCGUAGAUUGGCUGGGGUCUGUCCUGAAGGCCUCCAGGACUCUGACUUCCAGCAGCUGGUCCAGCCCCGGCUUGUGGACUCUUUCUUACUCUGCAGCAACAUGGAGGAGAGUUUUGUGUAGCAAGUAUGGGCGACAAAAGGCAUUUGGCCUCAUUCUCAAGCCCCCUCUGAGUACAUACCUGUUAACGCACCUGACCACACACCAGCCCCCUCACCUCCUUAUUUAUACUUAAUUUAUUUUUUAUGUGAAAUUAACAGAGGGCUAAACAUUAUAGCAACAUCAUCAGGUAGUCUGUGGUCCUUGGGAGUCUUUUUGUUUUUAUUUUUUGACUUCUGUGACUUCAGUUGCAGAUGUUGAAAUGCAUAAUCGCUAAUAUGACAGAUUGUCAUGGGUGAUUUCACUUCCUUUUGCUUUCUCUACUCUCACUAUAUAACCUUGCUUCAUUUUUUUUAAACAAAAUCUGAUAACAAGAGUAUUUUAACUGU